Diaporthe amygdali is the source of this 474-nucleotide messenger RNA. RefSeq lists its product as uncharacterized. The coding region runs from base 1 to 474 and encodes 157 amino acids. Lineage: Eukaryota; Fungi; Ascomycota; Sordariomycetes; Diaporthales; Diaporthaceae. The transcript is spliced from 2 exons. The record is from RefSeq and is a predicted model, not a curated record.
AUGAAGCUCACUCCUUUCCUCGCUCUUCUCUCUGUCGCCUCCUGCCUGGUCACUCCACGCAAGGAGAGCAACAUCGACGACUUGCGUUACAAAUGGCUCCUUUGGAAUUUCCACUAUAACGGGGAUGAGGGUGGCGACGUAUGGUUCUUCAACAUUACCAACCCCGCCGCAUUCCCGAUAGAACCCUUGGUCAACGCCGACUGCGAAAUUGUCGCGACCUGGCUCUGGUGGCAGCCAUGCUCGAUCUUAAGCGCAAUGACGGCUGACGGGAACCAAGGUGUUUGGGUGUUGCCUCAGCACAAAACCGACACGAUCAACUUUAGGAUCAUGCACAGCUUCACAAUCAAAUCUUCCAACCCGCACAAGUUCUACAAUGUGACAGGCAACUUCAAUAAGAAUUGGCAGGGAGUGACGUAUCCGGUGAACACGACCGUCUACCCUUCGGAUGUGUCUCUCACAAAGCACUGGAUUUGA